AUGUCCAUUAGGAAAUACGAGACUUUUAAAUCGAGAGAGGUCUUACCUAUACGGGAUCUCGUCUACGAAGACGACUGGCAUCCAAAUACAACUACACCACAAUACAAACCUCUCAACGCUGCGCAUGUUAAGGCACUCUACAAUACUUUCGAGGCUAAUGGAUGUCGGAGGAAUGAAAAUCCCAUCCUUGUUCGCGCGAUAGAUGGCCGGUAUGUCUGCCUGGAUGGGAAACAUCGUCUGGAGGCCGGCAAGAUGCAUCUGGCCCAAGAUGAUCAAUGCUGGCCUGGACUCGUGUUCGAAACACAUGAUGCUGUGCUUCUAGAGUACUUGCGUAGCUCUAAUGCAGUUCUUGAGCCAAACAGCGACGGCGACAUCUAUCGAAUCGCUUGCUACUACGAAUCUAAAGGCGACGCCAGGCUUGCAAAUUCCUGGAAGGAAAAGACGACCAAAGGGAAGAGACGUUUCAUGCAGUUCCUAGACAAUGCCAAAGUGUCCGGGGUUGUAUCACUAGCGGAAUACAUGAGACGGUUAUGGCCAUACCCAGGACUCUGGACAAAUUUUAAAUUAGGUCUGCACCGCAUUGAAAGCUCGCGAUGUCACGAGGAAGUUGCGUACUAUCUCGAUUUGAUCUAUCAAUUUUGGUUACAAACCUGUGGCGACGAACCUCACUCAGCGACAAUUUACACCGUCCAGAAGCUAGAGGGAAGGUAUCCCGAACUCUCCUCAGAUGAUUCUACGCGCAUAGCGGAAGCUUUCGAGGACUUUACCGUAUUUGAGAAAGUUCAGAACAAGGCAAAGAGAAACAUGAUUCGCUCAAGAUGCUUAAACAAUCAAGGGCGAAUCCUUUCUCUGACGUUGUUCAUGGAGGAUACCAAACUCCUGUCUUUGGCAUCCGACGCUAUGAAGCUGCUCUUGCCUGAGAGAUUCAAGCAUUCGAUCAGAGCCAUGUUCAAGGACUGCUUUGAACGUGCUCAAAUGGCUAUAGAAGGAAGCAACGACACUUUCGACACUGCUUACCGCAAGCUCUGGCUUGACGCCUGGCAGAAUUUCCCGCAGUUAGUCACCUCGAGAAAUCUUUGCCUCCGUAAGGGCCACAGUGGAUCCCGGUUCCAGCUUUCGCCGACCAAGGUAGCAGACUUCGCCAAAUAUUCUACGCGGCUUGGUUUUGGCAACAUCAGCGACAGGCCGUCUCCCAUCUUGGCGCACGAAAAUUUGGCAUGUCUGACACAGUCUAUUGAGAGCUUUCUCAGGAGCUUUUGCCAAGACCGAACCUACCAGUGUGAUGACAUGAAGGCCGCUGUUCAAGCCAUCAGUCGCAAUGUUGAAGCCUUCCUGGAAGCCACUCAACCAGUACACAUUGAGGAAGCCAGGCUUACACAGAAUAUCUCGCAGCUUCGUGCGGAUGAUCGAAUGGGGUUGCCUCAUGAAGCGUCGUUUGACGACGAUCGGACCUCACUGCUCCUAUACUACAUAUAUCAGAAGCCGCCAAUCAUACGCCCCGGCAAGAAUUAUGUGUCAUCAUUUGGAAUCCUCAGAGAUCAAUUCCGCUGCUUUUUCGGGACAGCGCUGGCCUCGCCGCCACUGAAUAUCCCAGAGAUGCAAACAGGCAUAGAUUUUCCUCGCAGUCUGGAAAGUCUGGGCCUUGAACUCUCUCCUAUUCAAAGCGUUUCAGAUGCUGCAUCUAGAAACUCUACAGAUGUGACAUUCUGGGAUGCGCCCGAGAGGCUUGAAAAGAGGCCUCUCCCUCUGGAAGAUCAAUCGGACUUGCCAAAUGCAACUAGAAUUAGGGUAGAUUAG
Molecule: messenger RNA, 1797 nt
Organism: Zasmidium cellare ATCC 36951
Lineage: Eukaryota; Fungi; Ascomycota; Dothideomycetes; Mycosphaerellales; Mycosphaerellaceae
Exons: 3
Coding region: 1-1797 (598 amino acids)
Source: RefSeq, a predicted model, not a curated record